AUGGCUAGUGGUCGAAUGUCUAAAUCUCUAGAGGCUGUUUCAAUUAAUAGUUCAGAUGUUUUGGAUCAACCUCUAUCAUUUUGGCAACCAUUUCCAAGAUUAAAACAUUUUAGAAUCAUAUUGGCCUAUGGCAACCCUUUACCAAAUGUAAAUAUCUCUUCCUCUUGGCAUCAACAAAAUAUCAAUUGGUUGGUUAAUCCGCAGAUCAAACAAGUAACAUUUAUUGCUUCGACACACAAAAGUAUUCUAACAGAAAUGGGAACCUGUCCCAAUGUUACCAAAGUGGUACUAAGAAACAUUUAUCAAAGAUCUGUUGAUGUAGAUUCCAGUCGGUUCUAUAAAUUCAAUGGAAUAUUUAUAAACCGUGGUCUUUGUUUCGUUAAUGAAUCUAUGAAUACUGCCAUACCUAAAGAUGUUAUAAAGAAAUGGGUAUUCUCCAAGACUGAUGAUCGAAAAUGCAGAGAUUGGCUCUACUCUCAAGACUUAUUGGAUAAAUAUCAACAAGAGAGAUUGACUUGUCCAAUGCACACGUAUCAUCAUGCAAAUGAUGUCAAAAUAUCGAGCAAUAUUGCAAUCUCCAAAAGAACAAAUGGAGAUGUCAACCUUGUACCAUAUCAAACUAUCAAUUUUCAAAAUGGAUCAAGAAUUGACUCUGACCCAAUUAAACCAAAAUCGAUUUUCCUUGACAACUCUUUACAUCGGUUGGAUUGGACAUUCGAUAUUAUAACUAUGCAGAAAGCUAUAGAACCACCAACAGAGUUUAUAGAUUUAAUAUUAAAGUUUGUAAAGCUAGGAGAACGAUGGAGAAAUAAUCAAUUGAACGAUAAUGACAUUCAAAUAGAAAGCGAAAGCGAACAACUUUUAAAUGAUUACAAAUCAAAACAAGGUGAUGAUUUAAUACUAUCAUGGUUAUUGUAUCUUGUUUUAAAUGGUGAUACUAUUAUAUCUACCUCUACAAAUGUUAAAAGAAUGUCACUCCAUCUACUUGAUAGAGAAUUAAAGAAAUAUAUCAAAGUCAAAGAAUGGGAGUACAAUCAAAAGAUAGUCAAGAAUAUCUUCUAUUCAUCUUCGAUAGCAUCGUCGUCAUCCUCUGAACUAAAUUUAAUUAUAUCAAUCUUGCGUACUCUUUUGAUUAAAAACAAUUGUUCUAGUAAAUAUGCUAGAGAUGAAUUUAUAGAGUUUAUAGAAAAUGUUAUUAAAAGUGGUAAAGAUAAACCAUUUAGAGAGAUAAUACUAAAGAUAAUAGAAUCAUUUAGAAAAAAGUAUCUCCGAUCAAACACAAAAAAAUACUUGUUACCAACUUUUUGCAACAUUGCGACGAGUUUUCUAACAGAUAAUAGUAACCAUCAAUAUCAACUACGUGCACUCAAUAUCAUCCAUCCAAUGAAAAAGACAACAUGUGCACCCAAUUUUACGGUUGCACAUUUAUUAAGAAACAACUGUCAAUUCCAAUCUCCAACCUUUAAAUUUUCACACGAUACUGUUGUACAAGCUUUGGUUGAUCGAAUAGAUAUUAUCAUUGAAAAUCACAAAAAUGAUGAUUUCAUCUCAACCGUCAUCCAAAUCAUUCAAUAUAUUGAUCAAAAUCAAUACAAAUAUGUUAGCUAUAGAAUUGGUCCAAUAUUGUUGAAAAGAUAUAAAAGUUCAUCUUCCUCGAUUGAUCAAGAGUUUAUGAAGAUUAGUAUUUUAGGAAAGCAUUUUUUCAAAUGUCUAUUUGAAUUGAUUAAUUAUAGCUACUCUAUCGGUAAACCAUGUCUGCCAAAUGAUUGGCAAUUGGAUUUUGAUAUUGACUAUUUUUCAAUCUAUCUUGCACCAAUCAUGAAAUCUAUCAUCCAGACUCAAUCCAAUCCACCAUCAAUACCAAUAGAUUUCUUGAAUACAAUGGUACCUAUUUUAUAUCCAUAUUGGAAACACUUGGUCGGACCUAUAUGUAGUAUAGAAUGUACAACCAAUAUCAUGUCGAAUAUGUUGGCAUUGUUGGUAUCGAAAGAAGGAUUCAGUAAAAAUAGUUUCACUACAUUUAACCUUUUCAUAGAUUCAUUGAUGGAUCCGUCCGGUACUGGCAACAUUGAAAAAAUAUUUGGCGAAAUAACAAAGAUGAUUGAAAUGAUACAAGGAGGCGUUUGGACAUACGAUCAACUUUUAAGAAUAACCAAUUUAUUCAUUGAACGAGAUAACAAAUAUCAAGAUUGGAAAUAUAUUACACAAGAGUCUAUUUCUAACCAUGCAAAGUUACACCACCUAUUGGCAGUACACAGAGAGGAAAUGGUGUUACCACUUUCAUCGAUACGAAUAUCAUUAUCGAAAAUAUUAAAGUAUGAUGUAUCAUCAUCUGAUCUCCCAUCAAACUACCAUAUAGUACCAACCAUUAUAUGGAAAUGGAAAUUAUUAUGCGACUAUGAAAAUGAUAAAGCCAGUGCUGCUGUGGAAUACUACCAACAAAUCAUUCCACUACUAUUUGACAGAUUAUCAAAACCACUCAAGAUUUAUAAUCAAUAUGAACACCAAGUUUGGCUUCAAAAUGAAGAAAUGAUGAUAUCAUUGUGGCAAAUUGUCAAUUUACUUUCUUUGUACAAAGAAUCUCAAUUGCAACAACAAUAUCAAUUACAUUUUGAUAAUAUUUGCAAUCUUUUAUACAAAAAUCGAUCACCGAUGUUAUUGGAUGCUUUGGAUAAACUUCAAUCUGAUGAUAUUGAUACUUUUAAAUUAGAAAUCAAAACAUUAUUUAAUAUUAAAAUAAAUAAAAAGCAAAUUCUGGUUUGA
Cavenderia fasciculata is the source of this 2763-nucleotide messenger RNA. RefSeq lists its product as uncharacterized. The record is from RefSeq and is a predicted model, not a curated record. The coding region runs from base 1 to 2763 and encodes 920 amino acids. The transcript is spliced from 9 exons. Lineage: Eukaryota; Evosea; Eumycetozoa; Acytosteliales; Cavenderiaceae.